Molecule: messenger RNA, 1455 nt
Organism: Westerdykella ornata
Lineage: Eukaryota; Fungi; Ascomycota; Dothideomycetes; Pleosporales; Sporormiaceae
Exons: 2
Coding region: 1-1455 (484 amino acids)
Source: RefSeq, a predicted model, not a curated record
AUGGCUCUUGGUAUUGAAAUAGGAUUGGGCGUCGCUUUCACUAUGAUCGCGCUCGCACCAAUGGUCCCAGACUGGAUCCGAAACAAUCCUUUACCAGAGACGAAGAUCAACGUUAUGGUCGGCUUACCCAAGCUCACCCCGGAGGAACAAGGACGCAAGGAAGAAGUUUACGGUCAAUUGAGCUUUGGCGGGUGCGCUCCUGCGAUAGGGUUAUUCAACGCAAAUGGCGACCGUAUCGGAUACUAUGACAAUGAUGCGUGCGAUGAUGUGGAUGAAGGAAAUCACGUUGAUCAGAACGCUCCCAAGGAUCUCAUGGCAAAAUAUAUCAAGCCCGGGAGUACGGAAAAGACAGAGUACAUCACUGUAAGCGCCGCUGGCAUUGACGCCAUUUGCAUUUCCGCCAUCACCGUCACCUUCCCGUCUUCGAGUGAUAUCUACGCGUUCCUGCCAGGCGAAGUCGCCGCUGUGUGCAGGGAAUAUGAUCCAGUCAAACACGACUACCAAUACUCCGACUCUGAAGCCACCGUGCAAUUCAAAGACCCCAACAGCCAGAAGACCCAAAUUGGUCGUCCGCGCUGCCUCUGGAUUGAUAAGUCCGACAAGGAUGGCCUCAGCGCGACGAAGUGGCAAGGCUUCCAAGUACAUCUCCCCGACUUCAAGCUCGACAACAGCACCUUCAAAGGCUGGGAAGAGGACCCAGGCCAGAUGUGCAAUGCGCUGGCUCGAUUCAGCGGCUACGAGGUUUUGAACCAUAUGAUGUGUCCCCAGGUUUUUAGUCCCGCGCCAAUGGCCGGUGAAGCGCUACCGCUGCAAGAGAUCACGCCUUGUCUUCCUGGAGUGGUGAAACCCAGCGACGGCCGGAAUAACGGCAAACCCUUCACCACGCCGUGCGACGACACGCGCUUGACCUUCCAAUAUCGCUACAAUAUUAUCAAACAAUACGGCAGGGACUGUCGUUGGAGGAGGUGGUACGGCGAUUGCGAGGAUUCUCGCAUCGGUUGUCCAGCGGAUGGAGAAGGUCUCGACGAUGUUCCGGACGAUUUCCAGAGCGAGGACGCAAGGGACACAUGGACACCCAGUACGCGGCAUCGGCGUUCCUGUUUCUCUUCCCGAAAGCAGCCCCGUGUGGUGGUCAAGAACACCGAGUUCGUCACUGACGAUGACUUUCCCACUGAGCAUCACCCACUGCAGAAGCGGUUUGCUGGCAUGUUAGUCAAGAGUCGAGAUGUGACACAGAGUGCUGAGCGAGCUUGCACUGAUUCUGGAAUGGUGGGGCCGGAUAUCUACGACCAUAAGGGGAUGUUCUGCGAUAUGGUGACGCGCAAGUUAUACCCGACAUGUAAAAGCGAGAGGGACGUAGAAUGUUUUGAUCCGGCACUCAAUGUAACGCGUAGUGGGCAGAUAGAGAAGAGGGCGGCGAUGAAGAAGUAUGUGCGCAUUCGAGACCUGUAUUAG